GAUGAUCUUGUGACUUGCUCGCGCUGGCGGCAAGAUGAAAUUUCACUGGUUGCUACCCAUAUUAAUGAUAAUCCUUGUACAGCUUGUGAGAUGUCAGGAGAAUGGAUGUUCUAGAAGCCGUUCAAGAGUGGCACAGUCAAUUUUGGAUAAGUCUUUUCUAGCCAUCAUGCAGAAAGAAGGACUAAGUCCUGACACAGAAUGUCUACUGAUGCCCGAGAGGAACAUGUACUGGGACAAUGAAAGACACAAGUGGUCGGAGCUUGCAAACAAUUGGAACUGUCUCUACUGCGGAAAAUCCUUCUACAAUGAGCACCAUAUCGACAAUCAUUAUGAUAAUCGGCAUAGCAACACAGUAUUGAGGGGACCUGAAGCAGUUUGUCUCGCCGAUCAUUGUGAUUACCUGCGUUGCGACAUCAUAUCUAGUGCUAAAAAGACAUCUUUUUGGGAAGAAGCUCUCUGCAAACAAAAGGAUCUCCUUGCUCUAAAAAAGAAAUGUCAGAAUAUAAUGAAGGCGUGUGUCCCAACUCACAUUUCAGAUGCAGAGAAGAAGAGUAUACUAGAAAAACUGGAUAAUGCUGUGUGCUCAUUUCUGACUUGUGAAAAUUACUGGGAGAAUCCAUACAAAGAGGUGGCACCUACAAGAACUGCAGCCUACUUCAUUGCAGCAAUCUUCACUGUGUUUGGUUUCAUCAUGUACUAUUGCUUGGCGUGCUCUCACCUUUUCUCUGACGAGAAGUUCCUUGGAGAUAGUGAUGGUUUAAUACGAGAGAGGUCUAAAGUACCAGACAGUCGUCGCUAUGUCAGUUACCCGGCUGAAGGUCAGUCAAUACGAAACAGGCAAGGCAUGAUUGGAGACAGGUGACAACAGUGUUUGCAUUUAAGCUGUAACUAGAUGUAUUGGUGCGUUAACAAAAGAAUUCAGGCUUGAUAUUAAACAAUCUUCAUGAAAUAAGGUCUGAGUUUGGGAUUUUAAUGCAUGAGCUCAUUUAUGAGCUCAUGCAUGAGUACAUGAGCAUCAACCUCUAAACAACAGAACAUUUAUUAAUGUCAGGAUGUUGGAAUUAUUUUGUUUUAAAUGGCUCUCAAUUGAAUUGUACUAUUUAUCAUUGAUAACCAGCCUCUUGAUGUAAGGUCUUGGAUUUAGAUUUUCAUUUGUUUGCCUUUAGUUUAUGAGCUUCGACUUCCAGACAUCAGAAGAGUUGGAGAAUCCUUUGUUGAUCACCGAACAGAUCCAUCUGGACCAUGUUUCGACGAGCAUGUAAUCAAUCUCCAAAUGUGAGAAUUUUUUAAAGAAUUGGUCUCAGCCAGUCAAGUUUACUGUUUGAGUUUACUAUGUCAGUAGCUCAUAACAAUACAUCUUGUUAUUUACCAUUAAUAACAAACUUCAUGAAAUAUGGCCUGAGUUAGGCAUUUUAAUUCCUGGGCCUUCCUUAGAAAUAAAAGUUCAUAAAUAGCUCACCUUCAAGAUUGCUCUUUAAUGUAUGCACGACAAGUUAUUUUUCACUUUUCUAUGAAAUAUCGUAAUGAAAUCAUGAAACCGAAAUGGCACUUGGGAGAUUUUUUUAUUGCAACAAAAGAACAGAUGUAAAGAAAUAGAAAUAGUGUGUAUUUUGCUGUACAUGUGGCAAGCUAGAAUCAGAUGAUGUGGUUAAUGAUAUAUUUGACAAGCACUUUAUAGAGAUGUAACUUUUCUUAGUAUCACUUGAACCUUCUCUUUUCACCAUCAUCAGAGCUACUUUCAACAGAAAAUAAUUAUAAGAUCACCAUAUUUACACAUCUUUUUGUCAAAUUGCCCCACAGAGGCUGCACACAUGCACCUCCAACAAGCAAUCAUUUUGAUGUUGUUUUUUUUGUUUUGUAAUAAUAUUUAUUAAUCAUUCAGUUCAAAAUCAAAGUGUGUAUGAUACAUUGUA
Molecule: messenger RNA, 1913 nt
Organism: Lytechinus variegatus (green sea urchin)
Lineage: Eukaryota; Metazoa; Echinodermata; Echinoidea; Temnopleuroida; Toxopneustidae
Exons: 8
Coding region: 35-862 (275 amino acids)
Source: RefSeq, a predicted model, not a curated record